AAGACCCCAGAUGGUCAGACCCCAAAAGCCAUCCAGACCUUCCAGGAACUGGCCUCUUGAGGCCCUGUGUGACUCCAAUGGCGGCCUCCCAGCUGGCUGCUCUGGAAGGAGAGGGGCUGGAGGCUGGUGAGCCAGCCCUGACCAAGGCCAGCCCUGGCGGCUUGUACUCUGAGGCCCAGCGGCUAGCUCUGGAAGCACUGCUGAGCAGUGGGGAAGAGGCCUUCCGGGCCUGUGUGCAGCAGGAGAGGUUGCCCCCGUUUCUGAGUGCAGAUGAGGCUCAGGCCCUGGCUGCAGCUGCUGAAGACUGGACAGUACCAAGCCAGGAGCCAUGUGGAGCAGGCCCAGGGACCGCUGUCACUGACGGGAAUAUUGGCAGCCUGACCUACUGGCCUGGGCAGUCUGAGGAGCCGGCACCCCCGUUGCGGCUGGGCUGGCCGGAGGACACUGCCUGGAAGGGUAUCACCCGAGCUCAGCUCUACACUCAGCCACCAGGCGAGGGCCAGCCACCUAUUAAAGAGUUGGUACGCCAGGAGAUCCAGACUGCUCGAAAGCUGGUGGCUGUAGUCAUGGAUGUCUUCACCGACCCUGACCUGCUCACAGACAUGGUGGAUGCUGCCACACGCCGCUGGGUACCUGUCUAUUUACUGCUUGACCGAGAGCAUCUGCCCGCCUUCUUGGCACUAGCUCAGCAGCUAGGGGUGAACCCCUGGACCACUGAGAACCUGGACGUCCGGACUGUGCAAGGCCACACCUUCCAGAGCCGCAGGCGACGGCAGGUGAGCGGCCAUGUGCGGGAGAAGUUCCUGCUGCUGGACGGUGACAGGGUCAUCUCGGGAUCCUACAGCUUCACAUGGAGUGAUUCACGCCUGCACCGAGGCCUGGUGACCUUGCUCACAGGAGAAAUCGCAGAUGCCUUCAGCCAGGAGUUCCGUGUCCUGUAUGCGGCUUCCAGGUCUCUCCCACCAGCACCAGCUCGAAGCCCCGUGUUCAGCCCUUCUGAGGGCUCACAGCUGCCCCGAAGCCCACACCAUGUGGCCCUACGCUGUCCUGUGGCUCCUGUGGCCCCACUGCUGUCUGACAGGCCUUUGGCUCACCGUCUGGCUGCCUGCCACAUCCUGGAGGGGGACAGACGGGAGACCCCCACCACCACAGGGCCAGCUCUCAGUGACAUCUUGAGGAGUGUACAGCGUACCAGGACAGCCAGUGGUCCCCCAACCAGGCCCAGCCGCUCUCUGUGGGACCUCAGCCGCCUGUCCCAGCUCUCUGGCUCCAGUGAUGGGGACAAUGAGAUCAAGAAGUCCUGGGUCUCCAAGGACACUCCAGCCAGGGCCCUGAUGAGGCAGCGGGGCACUGGAGGGGGGCCCAGGGCUGAGAUGGAUUCCCACCCACUAGCCCGGUCACAGCCCUGGGGUGGCCCCCUCCCCCUGAUUCCAACCCGCCGCCUGCAUUACCUAUCUCCAGCCCAAAGGAGGUUGGGAGACAACGCCACAUCAGAGUGGACCUCUGGCUCGGGCCCUGGAAGGCGACGCUGAUGGGAGCUCUCGCCAGAUAUGGCUGACUAGCCAUGGUCAGCUCAGAGCCCCUGCCAGACACUGGCUGAGUCUGAGGCCUCUGGCCUGGGAUCUGGGCAGUGGAAGGGAUUGGUCUUAAUUGCUCUAGAAUUGGGUGAGCUCAGCAGAGCUAAGGGCUCAGCGUCAUCAUCUGGAAAUGGGCAGAAUGUUCCAGAGCAGCAGAUAGGACUGCUUCAGAGACAGGCCUAGCUGCCCCACCAUGUAUUGUGGGGCGACCCUAGAGGAAAAGCACCCAUACCCAUGUAUGGGGCAGUGGGUAAAGUGAGUCUUGGAAAGGGGUGUUAACAGUGAUGGAGUUUAAGGGGGGGGCAAGGCUGAAAGACAAGGGCCUGGGAAGUACUGGGACACUGAGACAGUGGAAUAUGUCUGGAAUUUUGUGU
This is a messenger RNA of Peromyscus eremicus (cactus mouse), 1951 nucleotides long. It is a transcript of the gene Sack1e, whose product is annotated as family with sequence similarity 83 member E. The coding region runs from base 78 to 1532 and encodes 484 amino acids. The transcript has 5 exons. The record is from RefSeq and is a predicted model, not a curated record. NCBI's taxonomy places the organism in Eukaryota, Metazoa, Chordata, Mammalia, Rodentia, Cricetidae.